CGCCAUGCACCCGGCCGGUCGAGGGCGGCGAUCCUGCUCCUCGUCCUGCCACUGCUGCUGCUUGUCGUCGUCAUCAUCAUCUUCCUCCUCCGCAUAUCUGUGCGGCUCCCUUUCCUCGUCCUCUCCUACGACUACAUCCUUCCAUCAGUCCACGCGAUCUUCUAGUUUGUUGCCUCGUGCCUCGAGUUCUGCACAAACUGCUAAUUGUGCAUCUUCUGGAAGUAGAAGGGGAUCUUUGGGAGGACGUCUGAGAGCUUCGGCUUGCAUACUCAUAGCUCAAAUAUCUCUAGUGAGUGCCGCCUCGGCUAGUGCUGGAGCUUCUUUGCAGCAAGGACAGCAGUAUAGGGUUCCUCCUCGAGGGUUUGUUGGAACAUUUCACAGCCCAGGGAUGGGGAAGCUAGCUGACUCGAUCGAGUCUUUCCCGCAAGUCUCUAUUCCCCAGCUGAAGCUCCCCGAACUUCGCAUGCCUAAGGUUUCGGUACAGGGGGUCUGCAACUUCCUCGCUGGUGGAGUUGCUGGGGCCAUAGCAUCUGCCAUCACGUGUCCGCUGGAGGUGGUGAAGACGAACUUGCAAUCACGAGCUAACGCUGGGCUCGGGCUGAAUCCUCUCGGAGUCGGAGCGAGAAUACUGAAGGAGCAGGGAGUAGGUGGACUGUAUCGAGGACUCUCGCUAUCGCUCGUUGGAAUCAUCCCGACCCGGUCCUGCUACUUCUGGGCUUAUGGGGCAACGAAAAAUGCUCUGGAGCCUGUGAUAGGAGACGGACCGGCCACUCACAUGGCAUCAGCAGUGGCAGCGGGAGGCUUGAGCAGCACAGUCACCUGCCCCCUGUGGAUGGUGAAGACGAGGAUGCAGCUACAAGGCACGGGGAUGGUUGCCACGGCAAAGAAGAUCUUGGCAGAAGAGGGCCCCAAGGGCUUGUACAGAGGUCUUCUUGCUUCUUACUGGGGAUUGUCGGAGGGAGCUGUCCAGUUCCUCCUCUACGAGAAGAUGAAGGCAAGCAUGAAGGCUUCCAACCUCAAGGGCUCGUCAGGUUCUGAGGAGCUCACGACUUGGCAGUACCUGCUGGCCGCUGGGAGUUCCAAGGCUGCUGCGUCCAUCUUAACGUAUCCUCAUGAGGUUGUGCGGACACGUAUGAGGGAAGCGGCCUCGACGAGAUACAGGAGCAUGUUUCAAUCAAUCGCCUUGAUCGCUCGCGAGGAAGGCAGGAGGGGUCUCUAUUCAGGCCUUGGGCCUCACCUGAUGCGUGUGGUGCCCAACACAGCCAUCAUGUUCAUGUCGUUUGAGCUGCUCAGCCGGCAGCUUCCUACGUUCCUAGAGAACAAGCCAUGGGAGAGGACGCUCGAGAACAUUCAGAACAGCUUGAGCGUUGCUCCAGUGCCUGCUGCAACUGUGCUUGCAAUGGUUGGACUGGGUAAGGAACGGAAGAUGUAAGUUGAUGAGGGAAGGGGAUGUUCAGGAAAUGUGUGCGGCAGAGAAAAAGGUGGUUGAUGGCCCGUAUUGUUCAGUCCGCAAGUAGAUUCAGGUUUCACUGUGAGUACGCGAUGAUGUGGAAAUGUGAGUGAAGAGAAAGCGACUGUAAGUCGAG
This is a messenger RNA of Guillardia theta CCMP2712, 1586 nucleotides long. RefSeq lists its product as hypothetical. Gene Ontology annotation, molecular function: pyrimidine nucleotide transmembrane transporter activity. Gene Ontology annotation, cellular component: mitochondrion. The record is from RefSeq and is a predicted model, not a curated record. Bases 389 to 1432 code for a protein of 347 amino acids. Gene Ontology annotation, biological process: pyrimidine nucleotide import into mitochondrion. The transcript has a single exon. Lineage: Eukaryota; Cryptophyceae; Pyrenomonadales; Geminigeraceae.